AUGUGUUAUUGGUCAAAUAUUGAGGAGUUUUUUUUUAUUUCGUUUUUUCUUGUUUUUCAGAAAAUGAACACAACAAAUUCAAUAGAAAUGGGUGUUUACUCAACAAUGCCAGAAUCAGAAAUCAAUCUCGACGGCAGUGAAGAAAUUAUUGAAACCCAAUAUGGACCCAUUAAAGUAAUCAUUUAUGGCGACAAAAAUGGCCUUCCUCUAGUAACUUUUCAUGACAUUGGAAUGAAUUCUGAUAUGAAUUUUAACAAUUUUUUUACUUUUUUGACGCCUUCAAAGUUGAUGAAACGCUUUUGUGUUUAUAAUAUUAAUGCGCCUGGACAAGAAUUUGGGGCUAGCAAAUUGGCUGGGGACUUUACUUUUCCAACCAUGGAAGGACUGGCUAGCAUUGUAGACGAUGUUGUUUCUCAUUUUGGGUAUUUUUCUUCUAAUUUAUAUUCUCUUUAUUAA
Messenger RNA from Meloidogyne enterolobii, 456 nucleotides. Lineage: Eukaryota; Metazoa; Nematoda; Chromadorea; Rhabditida; Meloidogynidae. The record is from the annotation of a GenBank genome assembly.